AGUAUUAUCUGGGAGGCGGCACAUCGCGGCCUUUCGCUCCCUGCCGGUUGAAGUGUGUUCACAUGUACAAAUAAGAUGGCUGAUGUCGCCCCUGCUGUUACCGAAACCCCCGAGAUCAAGCUCUUUGGCAAGUGGAGCACUGAUGAUGUCCAGAUCAAUGACAUCUCUUUACAGGACUACAUUGCAGUGAAAGAGAAGUAUGCUAAGUACCUCCCACACUCUGGAGGGCGCUAUGCUGCUAAGCGGUUCCGCAAGGCACAGUGCCCAAUUGUGGAGCGCCUCACCAAUUCCAUGAUGAUGCAUGGUCGCAACAGUGGCAAGAAACUGAUGACCGUGCGGAUUGUCAGGCAUGCCUUUGAAAUCAUCCACUUGCUCACUGGAGAGAACCCACUUCAGGUUCUGGUCAAUGCCAUCAUCAACAGUGGACCUCGUGAGGACUCCACCCGUAUUGGCCGUGCUGGUACAGUGAGAAGGCAGGCUGUAGAUGUCUCCCCUCUCCGAAGGGUCAACCAGGCCAUUUGGCUGCUGUGCACGGGUGCCAGAGAAGCGGCUUUCAGAAAUAUUAAGACAAUUGCAGAGUGUCUUGCUGAUGAGCUCAUUAAUGCUGCCAAGGGUUCAUCAAACUCGUAUGCCAUCAAGAAGAAAGACGAGUUGGAGAGAGUUGCUAAAUCCAACCGUUAAAUAUACUAAGUUACACAUUUGCAGAAAAUAAAAGUGGCAAAACCAGC
Messenger RNA from Scleropages formosus (Asian bonytongue), 728 nucleotides. RefSeq names its product 40S ribosomal protein S5-like. NCBI's taxonomy places the organism in Eukaryota, Metazoa, Chordata, Actinopteri, Osteoglossiformes, Osteoglossidae. Gene Ontology annotation, cellular component: small ribosomal subunit. The record is from RefSeq and is a predicted model, not a curated record. The coding region runs from base 76 to 681 and encodes 201 amino acids. Gene Ontology annotation, molecular function: RNA binding; structural constituent of ribosome. The transcript has 6 exons. Gene Ontology annotation, biological process: translation.